Molecule: messenger RNA, 5203 nt
Organism: [Torrubiella] hemipterigena
Lineage: Eukaryota; Fungi; Ascomycota; Sordariomycetes; Hypocreales; Clavicipitaceae
Source: the annotation of a GenBank genome assembly
GUAAGAAGCGUAAUUGAAGCUGAAAAUAUUUCUAAAAUAAUAUAAGAGAAUAAUCUUCCUCUUCUUUAACUUCCAAUUUACGUUCCUUUUAUUUUCAACCGAAUUUUAGCAGCGUUCGCCGCCUUGUAGACCACCGCCGCCCGCGACUCAUAGCGGCCACCAUCGCCAAUCCGUCGUCAGCUGGAAAUUUCCUGUGACUCAACACCGGCCGCCUUUAAUCGACUUGCAUCCCCAAACCCCUCAGAGCCCUCCAAGUUCCCCGAGCACAGGCAUUGGCCCAGCACCGCCCAUCAUGCCUACCAUCUCAGUAGACAAGUACAAGCUCUUCGAGGCCCUCGGCCGCAAAUACACCAAGGACGAAUUCGAAGACCUCUGCUUCGAGUACGGCGUCGAGCUCGACGAAGACACCGAGGAGGAUGAGCGCCCCAUUGUCAAUGGCGUGCAGGAGCCGCCACAGCUGAAGAUCGAAAUCCCCGCCAACCGCUACGAUAUGCUGUGCUUCGAAGGUAUCGCCAUGAACCUAAACAUCUUCCUCGGCCGCAUGACACCUCCCAACUACCGCGUUGUCGAGCCCAAGGACGCCGAGCAGCAGGUCAUCACCGUCCACCCCGAAACCCUCAAGGUCCGCCCCUUCGUCGCCGGUGCCGUCCUCCGCAACAUCAAGUUCACGCAGGAGCGCUACGACUCCUUCAUCGGCCUCCAGGACAAGCUGCACCAGAACCUUGCCCGUAACAGAACGCUCGUGUCCAUGGGUACCCACGAUCUCGACACCAUCAAGGGCCCCUUCACCUACGAGGCGCUCGACCCCAAGGCCUUCAAGUUCAUCCCGCUCAACCAGACCAAGGAGAUGACCGGCGAGGAGCUCAUGACCUUUUACGAGUCCGACAAGCACCUGGGCCGCUUCCUGCACAUCAUCCGCGACGCCCCCGUGUACCCCGUCAUCUUUGAUGCCAACCGCGUCGUCUGCUCGCUGCCCCCCAUCAUCAACGGCGAGCACUCCAAGAUCACCCUCAACACCACCAACGUCUUCAUUGAGAUCACCGCCACCGACAUGACCAAGCUCGCCAUCGUCACCGACAUGCUUGUCACCAUGUUCUCCAUGUACUGCGAGGAGCCCUUCACCGUUGAACCCGUCAAGAUUGUCUCGGAGCACAACAACCUCAGCCGUGUCACACCUGUUCUCAAGCCGCGCGAGACCACCGCCGAGGUCGACUACCUCAACGCCUGCACUGGCCUCAACGGCUCCCCUGAGGACCUCUGCAAGCUUCUCACCAAGAUGGCCUACGUUUCCAAGCCCUCUGCCACCAACAAGAACCUCCUCGACAUUGCCAUCCCUCCCACACGCGCCGAUGUCCUGCAUCAGUGUGAUAUCAUGGAAGAUCUUGCCGUCUGCCACGGCUUCAACAACCUCCCCCGCACAUCUCCCGCUCGCGGUGCCACCGUCGGUGGUGCUCUGCCCAUCAACAAGCUCGGCGACAUUGUCCGCAUCGAGACCGCCAUGGCCGGCUGGGUCGAGGUCCUCCCUCUCAUCCUCUGCUCGCACGAUGAGAACUUUGCCUGGCUCAACCGCAAGGAUGACGGCAACACUGUCGUCCGUCUUGCCAACCCCAAGACCCUUGAGUAUCAGGUUGUCCGCACUUCGCUGCUGCCCGGUCUUCUCAAGACCAUCCGUGAGAACAAGGGCCACAGCGUGCCCAUGAAGAUCUUCGAGGUCUCCGACGUUGUCUUCAAGGACGAUGCUGAGGAGCGCAAGGCUCGCAACCAGCGCAACUUUGCCGCUGCCUGGUGCGGCAAGACCUCUGGUUUCGAAGCCGUCCACGGUCUUCUCGACCGCAUCUUCCUCAUGCUCAACGCCAAGUUCUUGACCGAGGGCUCAGCUACCCCCGGUAACCCCGACGGCUACUGGAUCGAGGAGCUCAACGAGGAAACCUUCUUCCACGGCCACGCUGCCUCGGUGCACCUCCGUCUUGAGGGCAAGGAGGCCCGCGUUGGUGAAUUCGGUAUCCUGCACCCUACCGUCUUGGAGAAGUUUGACAUUAGAUAUCCCGUCAGCACGGUAGAAGUCAACCUCGAGGCUUUCUUGUAACGAACCAAAAGAAAAGAGACCAAUACUACAUAUAUGAAAAAAGAGUAAACUGGACAAACAAAAAGAGACGUAGGGCCAUGCUGGAAAUAGAGACACUUGGUUUUUACGCGGCGUUAUUCGUCAUAAAACAAUAAAUUCAUCAAACAUCUAUCUAUGCAUAUGAGUCUGAACUAAUGCGUGUAAAUGGAGGAAGCAAUAACUUUAUAAACCCGCGAUGCAACGCUCAUCAGAGACUGACAAACACCAUCCCACCUCCUUCUAACCAUAAAAAGCUUGUUCUGAAAUCAACUAUUACAAGAAGAAUCAUACAAUAGCCCUCUUACGCCAUCUCUCGCAUUUCCUGGUUCGCAGGCUGCGUUUUGGUCGCAGGCGCUGGCUCUGGCUCCUCAGUAAUGCCCAAGUUGCUCAGCAUUCCUCGCCCGAUAUUUAGGCCAGCAAAUCCUUCCUUGAUGGCCGUAAAGGCGCGCAUGCCCUCUGCUGAUGCGCUUCUUUGAAGCGAGGGAUUGGCAGCGGCAGGUGUAAGGGACUCAUGGGCCGUCUCGACAGACGUCAGCACAGACUGGCUAGACGUGAGAGGCGCAAUGCGAGGAGAUGCGCCGCCUUGAGUGGGUUCCUCUGUCACGACAGAGGGAUAAUUGAGGGACGAUACGGCAGCCAUGCGCUCCGUCUCAGCGGCAGCAGCAGCAUUAAGACCCGCGUUCAUCUCAUCAUCAGUACGACCGAAUAACUGAUACCACCAGCGGAUGUCCUUGAGACGGGGCAAUAGAAUGCGUUCUUGGCCCUUGAUAUGAUCGUCAAUAGUGGAGUCGUAGUCGGGAUUCGUAAACUCUUGCUUGCGGCACAGGAAGUAGUCCCAGACAGAGGAUGUGCGCUCAGCAACCUUGGCAUCGACACGCUGCUUUUCCGAGUUGUAAAGGAAUGUGCCGUACUGACACGAGUAGAGAUGGUAGAGGAGACGGCGGAGGAAGCGUUCAUUGUACUCGAAGCGCUUCGGGUUUUGCUUGACAAGCUGGUACGUGCAGUCGAGGAAUUGGUGGAAGACGGGACUGACCAUCUUUGGCGUAGUGGCUUGGGUGUCAACUGUUUUGACAGAUGCCGUCUCGUCGCUGUUGGACAUGUCUACGUCGUCCUUGUUCUGGUUAAAGAAGCGCUUAGCGCCGCUGAGAACGUUUUGGAAUGUCUCGUUGACGCCGUCAUUCUCGCCAGGCUGGACCUUGGUGCCUGCAAAGGCGUCUCGUUGGGUGGUGAACCAGUCUUCAUGGUUGAGGUGGCCAGAUCGUAAUCUAAACAUGUGGCCAAAAGACAACCAAUCCUUUUCUACAAGAACAAUGAAGCCCUCCAUGGUUCGGUAGUACGGGUCCAGCAUGAUUUGCGACAGAGCGCUCAGCUGGCUAGUGCGGUCCCAGCCAUCGGAGCAGUGGAUCAGGACGUGUGAGUGGUUGAUACCGACUUGUCUUGCAAUAAUGGCUGAUCCGUCGAGGACGUCAUGGAUGUGUUUCAGCCAGCCGCUGUUGUGAAGCAAUUCGCGGUUUGGCGGCAGUGGCGAGAUGUCGGCGUCCUUGAGCGAAUCGACAACCUUGCUGAGGGAGCUGCGCAUGACAUGAAUAUUUUCAAUGUUGAGGAAGAUUUUGCGGGCAAAUUUGUACUUGUCCAUGUUUUCCGAGCCCAUGCCCUGCACCUGGUUGACCAUGGCGUUAAUGGUUGGUCGAGCGUCGACAAUUAGGUUGCUCUGCUGAGCACCGUAUAUCAAGCGCUUUCCCGUCUUUGCGUCAAAUAUCGCUGCCGACUUGGCAAUCAGAUCAUCUUCAUAGCGCUCUGUUUCCGACAGCUCCGGUUCGACUGUAGACGGCGUGUUGGAGAGGUCUAACUGGCUAGAGACUGGCGUCUGCGCACCAGAUCCUUCUGGCAUGGACGCUGAGAAGGACGCAGCGACCAGCUUCUCAUCCUGCACAUUUGUUUUCCUUGUAAUUCCAGACAGAGGCUGCGAGCUGCGAGUGAUUGUGCAGUUAUUGACGGGGUGGAUAUAAGAUAGGGCAGGGAUUCUGUUUCGAGACCGAAAGUCCUUUGCAUAUUUGAGAACGUUGUCGGAUAUCUUGGACGGCACGACAAGGAACGCCGGGUACGUAUCGCAGAAAGUGUAGUCCUUGUUUAUCGUGGUCACUCGCCAUCCCUUGUCCGGUAGCUUCUCGCUGAUGCCCUGGCGUCUAAACUCGGCUCGAGGAUCGUAAAAGUUCCAUCCAUCGCAAGCCUUUUCAUUCUUUAGUGGCUUAUGGCUAAAGGCAAACAGCUUCUCCACGCUGCCUAGUUUGGCAGUCCGUGUCUUUAUAAAAUCAAAUGCUUCUUUUGCAACAUCGCUAUCGGCAAAGUUGAACGUGACAAAGGUAAAGUCGCGGCAACGGAUGCGAAUCGAUGGUGCUUGACGGGACGUGGGAGGGACGGGUCGGAACGUGCACUGCGAGAGCAUCGGAUAUGUGAGCCAUCUUUCUCGAGUCUUGGGCGGCUUGGGCGGAUCUUCUUUAGGAGCGUCGUCGGAUUCAGGGGCCGGUGCGCAAAAGACAAUAUGGAAAUCGGUCAAGCGUAGGGUGCCGCUCGUUGUCUGGCCGCCGUAUAUGCCCUGGACGUUGUCGACGAUCUAGAGAGUCAGCGAGACCUCGCUUGAAAGAGCGCAGGUGGUGUACCUUUUUGGCCUCCAUAGCAGUCAAAGUUGCCUUUCAAAUAUUGGCCUAUGAGGUGAGAAUUCCAAGCAUCAAUAUUUGUUGAGGAGAUGCGUGUGUCGUUGCGUUAAUGCUAAGCUCCGCGUAUGCCGCCGCCAGUGACGUUGCGUGUCUGCGGGGCCAAAGAGCCGAGCGUAUCUAUGUUGUGAUGUUGUGUAUGCCUCGUCUACUGCCUUUCUCCCGCUAUCGUGCGUCUUGAAAGAAACAAACGGUGAUGAUGACAAUGACAAUGAUGGCCUCGGCGUACACGCAGACAGGCAGUCCGAGUGCAGUGACGUCCGAGUGAGCUUGGUAUGCUGGGCACAAGGUGGGGGAAAUGCGGGCAUGCGACGACGUCAGGCGGUACAACAGCGCUGGAAGGCCGCUACAGCUCCGGCGCUAGCUCGACAGUGCAUGGGGUCGC